Molecule: messenger RNA, 1722 nt
Organism: Candidula unifasciata
Lineage: Eukaryota; Metazoa; Mollusca; Gastropoda; Stylommatophora; Geomitridae
Source: the annotation of a GenBank genome assembly
AUGGAGGGAGUGCUACUGAAGUGGACCAACUAUCUCUCAGGGUGGCAACCUCGUUGGUUUAUUCUAGACAAUGGAGUACUAUCCUACUAUAAGUCUCAGGAAGAUGUCAAUAAUGGAUGCAAAGGAUCAAUUAAGAUGGCAGUCUGUGAUAUAGUUGUUCAUCCAACAGACAUGACCCGGCUGGACCUGAUCAUUCCUGGGGAGCAACAUUACUACGUCAAAGCUGGGACCCCACAAGAUAGGCAGUCCUGGCUGAUAGCCUUAGGCAGCUCCAAGGCAUCCUUCAGUGAGGCUAGUGCUGCCAAGAAAGAGGCAGAUGCUGUGCCAGAUCUGAUGAGGACCAAGAAGUCAGAACUGCGUUUGUACUGUGAUCUUCUCAUGCAGCAGGUUCACUCUAUCAAACAAACCGUGUCCACGUCGGAUGGCAAGCUGGAUGUUGAGAAGCUGACAGAAUCCACCUCAUUGGUGGUGGUAACAUGUGACACCUUCAUUGCCACCCUUGAUGAAUGCAUGAAGCUGGUGUCCAACACACCCAUGUUUGAAUCCCCACACCAGCACGUCCGUGACGCUGCCAUCCCAACGUCUCCAACAAGAGCUAAUGUUCAGAGAUUACCAGGAACAAGAUCGGUUAUCACAAGACCUGUUGAAAACAGAUCUUCAAAACACAGGACGGUUUCAGUUAGUUCGACAGACAGUAUGAAGAUUCACACACAAUCCUCCCCAUUUCCCUCACUCAGCAUUAGUUCCACAUCCAAAACUUCCCUAUCUCCCACACUUCAUUCCCCCAAUCCAUCCCAUCCACCAUCUGGGCACAUGGUGCCACAUUUUCCCAGCGUCUCGCCAGUGAGGUCUGAUUCUGCAACUCCAUCACCUGAACUCCCUGGCCGCACUCCAUCUCGGUCACCCUCGGACCCUUCUGUGAAACAUGGGGUCAACGGUAUAGCUGAUCCUACUGGGAGUUCUAGCAGUUCCCUAAAGACAGCCCAUGAACAAAUUAGUUCUCAUGCCCCAUCAUCAGCGACUUCAUCUGAAGAUCUGGAGAACCUCGAUGAUUUCAAGGAUGCUAUUGAUGAAAACAUCCUGACAUUUUUCUCAUCCAUGCCCAAAAGCUUUGCUCAUGUGGAUACUAGCCAGGAAGAUCAGAUUCUGGUGGUCCCAUUUUUGGACGCCUGCAGACAUCUAGUCCCUAUAUUUGAUAAACUCAACAGCACUGCUUUUGCACCUGUUAAAAUGGAUUUUUGUGGCAAUAUAAAGAAAAUCCAUCAGAAGUAUGAAAGCAAUCCAAGCAAGUUCACCACUUUACAGUCCAUGGUGCUAACUGAGGUGGAAGGUAACCAGCACACUAACUCCAGCUCUGCUACAUGUGCAUUGUUAUGGUUGAAGAGGAGUUUGGAAUUUAUCCGAGAGUUUUUAAGGGAAUGUAACUCUGGCAGCACAGACAUGAGUGUUUGUGCCAGCAAUGCUUACUCUCGAACCCUAAAACUCUACCAUGGAUGGGUAGUCCGAGGAGUGUUUGCGAUGGCAAUCAAAUCUCUUCCCUACAGAGAAACAUUCCUGAGCCACUUGGCAGCAGGAAGCACAGAAAUCGACACAACAAGCAGCCAGUUUGAGCAUGUGUUGUUGACAGAUAUUGAGAACUUUGUGUUUCACUUGAACCGAGUUCUCACUGUCCUUAGUGACUUCUACAUCAAACAUUCCCUAGAUUCCUUGGACACUGUAUGA